AUGGAGCCGCAGCCAUCAAAACCGCAGCAGCUCUUGGAGAAUGAGAUUGAAAGUUGGGACAAUGAUGAGGAUUUCCUCGUGGAAGGCGAUGAGCUCUCAUUCCGCAGCUCUUUCGCCACCGCAGCAGGUCCUGCCAGCUCACUUGCCCUGUCAAGACCUCCAUCUCGGCGUCGUGAUUCUGCCUCAUCCCAUGUUUCGUUUCGGUCCGAGAUUGAAUCGGUGGCGGGAGAGGAAAGGCAGCUGUACUUACCUGGCGACGAUGAAACUUCAACCGUGGAUGCCAUUGCUGUUGCAGAGCACGCUGGCAUCCCGUUACCAAAGAACGUACCCCCCUCUGCCCUCAUGGGGGGCACUAUCAAACGACUGGGAGGUCGCAAAAUUAAAAAGAUCAUCCAGGAAGAUUGGGAAAACGAUUUGGAACUUCCAGACGCCUCCCAGGGGCUGAAUCUCAAGCGCAAAACCUACCCAGAGUUCCCUGAGACGCUUCGCCAGGUCAGCGGAGGCUCAAUACAGAGUGGCCCGACCAAGACUGUCAAUUCGCCCACGUGGGCUGAGCCAGAGCGGAGGCAAUCUGUGCAAUCAAACACCAGCGCUCUAUCGUCUGCGAUUAACCUGGACAGGUUCAAGGAUACAGAAGAGGACGGUGAAUUUUUCAAUGACGGGGCUGCCACCGUCAAGGCUUCCAGGUGCGGGCAGCCACCCCAGCCCGUGUCAUUCAUCACGCCACCUACACCGCAAAAGUCUCGAAAGGCCAAGGAGCCCGAAGAUGACUUUGAACUGGACUUGGAGCUGCCCUCGGACGGCAAGUUGCGAUUGUCCACUAGGAAGGACAUUCCAAAGACUCCGUCAUCCAACUUUGACGACCUUGACUGGGGGGAAGGCAGCUUGGGUACUCGAUACGGCGGCACACGACGAGACGGUCGUUCCAACAGAAGCUCUUCGGCGUCGGCACUGAGUCCAAGCAUUUCGAGCUCCAUCACGGCCGAGAGUGAAGACGAGACCUUUGACGGGCUCGUUCUUCCUUCUGGGCCUUUCAACUUGAAGGAUCGUCUUCAAAAGCGCAACAAGAGCUUUUCCCCAGGACGGAUCCCUGAGGAAUCGCCGGCCCCGGCCCCAACCUGUUCCGCCAGCAAGCCUGCACCGGCCGCAGCGGAUCGUGACGACUUCUUCGACGACCUCGACAUUGGAGACGGCAACGUAUUCGGCCCCGGAAAACUGACGCUGCAUCGCAACGUUAAACUGAAGGAGGUCCAAACGGCCAGUCCCGCACGCCCCAAGACUGCCGUUUCCUUGACCUUUACCAACAAACCCACCUCAACAACCAGGCUCCCCCGGCUAAACCAUGAACGAGCGCACUCGACCUCGCUGGAGCCAGUGUAUGAGAGCAGCGAAACCGCCACUGCAUGGCGCAACCGUCGCUCUCACUCGCGACUAGGACACUCGCAUCAGUCUUCUGUCAGCAGCCUGCCUACACCAACAACAACGUCACCUGGACGGCAGUUUCCCCUCUCAGCGCCCGCGCCCCGUGGCAGCGGACGAGAGGUCGGCUCCAGGUCAUCCUUCUCGUCCCUCAAGAGUGAAUCGUCGACCACGACCAGUUCCCAGCUCCUGAAACAAAAGCGUUCUCUGCGAGGACUCAGCGCGCAAUCAUCCAAGCCAAUGCCCCACCGGCCUUGCGAUCGCCCGCCGUCGAGGAACGAGACGUGCCGGCCACAGUCUGGCUUGCGACCCAAGACACCGGUGGAGCGGCAACGCUCAGGUCUGACCGACAGCCCUGGUUCGCUGGUUCGCAAACCGCAGCCCUUUCUACCCGCCGGCGCAUCUCUAGGGAAAUCCCAGCAUGUCGCGUCCAAGACACUGCGCCAGUUUCGGCGCCAUGAUUCGGACAACUGCAUCGACAUGCGACCGAUGUCCCGGUCUUUUUCCAGGUCUGCUGUCCGAUCACCUAGUCCUCAGCGGUAUAGAGUAGCUGCCGACACGUGGGAGCGCCUGAGCAAGCCCAAGAACAAGAGGCACUUUGGCGACGGACAUGAGCUGGACGGUUUCGAUGAUUUGCCGAUCUCGCGAGAAUCCGAGACGAGGUUCCUAAAGCAGCCCAUCACAAGCGGCAGCAAGGCCACGAUACGAAACAGGCUGUAUCAGAAUAUCCUGCCCGACAGAACAGCCACGCCAGCGCCUUUGACACCAUGCCUGACAGCAAAGACGCCCACCACCACCUCCACCACCACCACGACGCACACGCCUCGCUUUGCGCGUGACACGGCGGCAAGUCGAAUAGCGCGAGAGACGUCGUUGGCUCAACGCGCACCAAGCCAUGGGUCUCUGUCUUCCAUUGCUGCCCAGCGAGAAGCUCCUCUUGGACCUAGCCCGAACAUGCAUCACCACCACCACCACCAACAGCAACAGCAGCAGCACUCCGCUCAUUUGCCUCAAGCCUCUAUUCGCUCCAAGAAAAAGACAAAGCGCCCACAGCAGCUGAAGCCGCACCUCAUUUCGAACCUCAACUCUGGAAAGGAGUCGAAAGUGGUCAAUGGCAUGUAUUACAAUGCCGACACCUUUCGAUGGGAAGGCAACGACAAUGUGCUGAAGGCGUUUGAUGCCGCAGCAGCGACGCCAUCAACUGCCACGGGCUCUAGCCAGGUGGCGCGGGAGAAGGAGGUGUGCACUCCACGUCCGGCUCUCAUCACCAACAUCAGCGCUACAAAGGGCGUCCAGGUCGUAAGCGGCAUGGUGUUUGACCCACAAGCCAUGUGCUGGUUGAAGUUGGGACAAGAGAGCAAGGCUAGAUCGGACGCGAGCGACACCAUGGAUGGUUUUGACGCUCUCAACGACGAGGAUGAAGAUGUUUUCAAGGACAUACCGGAUCUGGAAGACAAGCCUGCCGAGGAAGAAGGGGGAGAAGGCGGUGGACGGGUGAGCGACGUCAAAGACGACUGGCUCGUGGGGGAAGAGUUUGACGUUGGCCCCGAAUUUGUCCGAAGACAAGGUGAAGAGGAGGAAAGAUGGAGAAAGAAGUGCGAGAAGUGGGUCGCUCGCGGGCCACGGGAUCGGGAUAUGUGGCGGUGGACGAUUCGAGAUCUCGUGUCGCAAUUUGACGAGCUCCAGAUGUAG
Molecule: messenger RNA, 3111 nt
Organism: Ustilaginoidea virens
Lineage: Eukaryota; Fungi; Ascomycota; Sordariomycetes; Hypocreales; Clavicipitaceae
Exons: 1
Coding region: 1-3111 (1036 amino acids)
Biological process (GO): regulation of Ras protein signal transduction; mitotic spindle orientation checkpoint signaling
Cellular component (GO): SIN/MEN two-component GAP complex; mitotic spindle pole body
Molecular function (GO): GTPase activator activity
Source: RefSeq, a predicted model, not a curated record